Betta splendens (Siamese fighting fish) is the source of this 1778-nucleotide messenger RNA. RefSeq names its product ATP synthase subunit beta, mitochondrial. The transcript is spliced from 10 exons. Lineage: Eukaryota; Metazoa; Chordata; Actinopteri; Anabantiformes; Osphronemidae. Bases 57 to 1610 code for a protein of 517 amino acids. The record is from RefSeq and is a predicted model, not a curated record. Gene Ontology annotation, biological process: proton motive force-driven mitochondrial ATP synthesis; proton transmembrane transport. Gene Ontology annotation, molecular function: ATP hydrolysis activity; ATP binding; proton-transporting ATP synthase activity, rotational mechanism.
CCACAGUAUAAAGCCGCAGGUUUCUCUGUCUCCUUCCACCUUCAGCCAUUUUGACAAUGUUAGGAGCCGUGGGACGCUGCUGCACCGGGGCUCUGCAGGCUCUCAAGCCUGGGGUCCAGCCCCUGAAGGCUCUCGUUGGAUCCCCAGCCGUUCUUUCACGCAGAGACUAUGCCGCACCCGCCGCUGCUGCCAGCGCCGCCACUGGGCGCAUUGUUGCUGUCAUCGGUGCCGUUGUGGACGUCCAGUUCGACGACGGCCUUCCUCCCAUCCUCAACGCUCUGGAAGUCGCCGGCCGUGACUCCAGGCUAGUCCUGGAGGUGGCUCAGCAUCUUGGGGAGAACACUGUGCGUACCAUCGCUAUGGAUGGUACUGAAGGUCUGGUUCGUGGACAGAAAGUUCUGGACACUGGUGCCCCCAUCAGAAUCCCAGUGGGCCCUGAGACCUUGGGCAGGAUUAUGAAUGUGAUUGGAGAGCCUAUUGAUGAGAGGGGUCCCAUCACCACCAAGCAGACUGCACCUAUUCAUGCUGAAGCCCCUGAGUUCACUGACAUGAGUGUGGAGCAGGAGAUUCUGGUGACUGGAAUCAAGGUGGUGGACCUGCUGGCCCCCUACGCCAAGGGAGGAAAGAUUGGUCUGUUCGGUGGUGCUGGUGUGGGAAAGACUGUGUUGAUCAUGGAGCUGAUCAACAAUGUGGCCAAGGCUCAUGGUGGUUACUCUGUGUUUGCUGGCGUGGGCGAGAGAACCCGUGAGGGAAAUGAUUUGUACCAUGAAAUGAUUGAGUCUGGUGUCAUCAACCUGAAGGACACCACCUCAAAGGUGGCGCUGGUGUACGGACAGAUGAACGAGCCCCCAGGUGCCCGCGCCAGAGUGGCUCUGACUGGAUUGACCGUGGCAGAGUAUUUCCGUGACCAGGAGGGUCAGGAUGUGCUGCUUUUUAUUGAUAACAUCUUCCGCUUCACACAGGCUGGCUCUGAGGUGUCUGCCCUGCUGGGUCGUAUCCCCUCAGCUGUGGGUUACCAGCCCACUUUGGCAACUGACAUGGGCACCAUGCAGGAGAGAAUCACCACCACCAAAAAGGGUUCCAUCACAUCUGUGCAGGCCAUCUAUGUGCCCGCUGAUGAUCUGACUGACCCCGCCCCUGCCACCACCUUUGCUCACUUGGAUGCCACCACUGUGUUGUCCCGUGCCAUCGCUGAGCUGGGUAUCUACCCUGCUGUCGACCCACUGGAUUCAACUUCCCGUAUCAUGGACCCCAACAUUGUCGGAGCUGAGCACUACGAUGUUGCCCGUGGUGUGCAGAAAAUCCUCCAGGAUUACAAAUCACUGCAGGAUAUCAUUGCUAUCCUGGGUAUGGAUGAGUUGUCUGAGGAGGACAAACUCACUGUGGCCCGUGCUCGCAAAAUCCAGCGUUUCCUGUCCCAGCCCUUCCAGGUGGCAGAGGUCUUCACUGGCCACUUGGGCAAACUGGUUCCCCUGAAAGAAACCAUCAAGGGCUUCAAGAGCAUCCUUGCUGGUGAGUACGACCCUCUGCCCGAGCAGGCCUUCUACAUGGUCGGCCCCAUUGAGGAGGUGGUUCAGAAGGCUGAGAAGUUGGCUGAAGAGCAUUCGUAAACAUCUAACCCAACUGUUGGGGGAGAAAAAUGGGAGCAGUGUCCUGCUGUCAGGAGCACUUGGUUUGUAAAACAUGUCAAAAUGCAAAUGUACCUGUUGUCAUUCUAAAAUGAGGUUGUAUUUAAUGUUUCCAAUGGAAGAUGGAAUAAAACACUUUACACAAAGGAA